Messenger RNA from Gavia stellata (red-throated loon), 666 nucleotides. It is a transcript of the gene BRICD5, whose product is annotated as BRICHOS domain containing 5. The record is from RefSeq and is a predicted model, not a curated record. Lineage: Eukaryota; Metazoa; Chordata; Aves; Gaviiformes; Gaviidae. Gene Ontology annotation, biological process: regulation of cell population proliferation. Bases 1 to 666 code for a protein of 221 amino acids. The transcript has 6 exons.
AUGGACAUUUUGGAUUUACUGCAGGACAGGAGGGCCGCAGCAGCUCUCACGGCUCCGUCCAGGACGUUCUGGAUCAUCUUGUCUGUUGCCUUGUUUUUUGCAGUUGUUGGCAUCAGCGUGGCGGGGUUUCUCACCUUCUCCCCCAGCUCUGCCCAGGCUGACUCGCAGCUCGUCCGGCUAACGCUCCAGGGCCAGCAAGACCCGCUGAGGAAUCAGACAGCCUUGGUGGACAGGUCCAGGAGCACCGUGACCUACUACGUAACCUCGCAGAGUAACCACAGCGCUGUGGUGCUGUAUGACGGCAGGAACGGCUACGUGUGCUACAAGCCGGAGGAGCAGCACGCGUGCUACCUGAGGAGGAUGGACGCCUGGGACCUCCAGACCCUACAGACCUCCCUCAAUGCGUCCGAGCAGAGAGCGGAUCAGCUGCUAAAUCAGAAUAACCAGACCAAGUACUACCGGGAGUUCCUGGGCAUUCUGGCGGGGGAACAGGCGGACCCCAAAAGCCUGGGGGGGGCUGUCCAGACCCUGUGUGAGCAGACGUCCAUCUUCUGGGUCAGGAGAGGGGAGGGUCCGGGGAAGCAGCGGCUGAUCUACCUUUGCAUUGACAUCUGUUUUCCAAGCAACAUCUGUGUGUCUAUCUGCUUCUAUUACCUCCCUGAGUAA